AUGACACGCAAAUUCGUGAAGCGUUCCAUAUUUUUGAACCGACUCAUUUCAUUUUACUUCUGUCUUUCUCUCUCCCUCCAAGUCUCCUUCGGUCUUUCUCUCUCCCUCCAAGUCUCCUUCGGUCUUUCUCUAUCCCUCCAAGUCUCCUUUGGUCUUUCUCUAUCCCUCCAAGUCUCCUUUGGUCUUUCUCUAUCCCUCCAAGUCUCCUUCGGUCUUUCUCUAUCCCUCCAAGUCUCCUUCGGUCUUUCUCUAUCCCUCCAAGUCUCCUUCGGUCUUUCUCUAUCCCUCCAAGUCUCCAAGUCUUUCCUUCUCCAAGUCUCCUUCGGUCUUUCUCUAUCCCUCCAAGUCUGCUUUGGUCUUUCUCUAUCCCUCCAAGUCUGCUUUGGUCUUUCUCUAUCCCUCCAAGUCUGCAUUGGUCUUUCUCUAUCCCUCCAAGUCUGCAUUGGUCUUUCUCUAUCCCUCCAAGUCUGCUUCAGUCUUUCUCUAUCCUUCCAAGUUCAUUCACAUCAUAUUAAUCAAAGUAUUUCUGAUACAAAUUCUUCUGCUUUUUUUCAUUCACUUUUCUUUUUUUUCCCCCUCUUUUUCUCUCCCCCUCUUUUUCUCUCCUACUUAGUUUGUAUUCUUCUCUCACCUGCUUGCUUUCUUUCUUGUCCCUACUGUUUAUUGGUUUGUUUCUCCUCCUCCAAAUUCCCUGCCUCCUUCUUCCUCUUUCAUUAUAUUCUCUUUUCUAUAUUAACAAAUGCUAUAUCUUUCUCCUUCAGUCUUUUCUUACCUUCUUCCCCUGCCUCUUAUUAUGCUCUCAAAAGGUGCAUAAACAUUUUCUCUUGCAGACUUUUGAUUUGA
Molecule: messenger RNA, 843 nt
Organism: Acanthosepion pharaonis
Lineage: Eukaryota; Metazoa; Mollusca; Cephalopoda; Sepiida; Sepiidae
Source: the annotation of a GenBank genome assembly